AUGCUCAAGCUUCUACAUGCGCUUCUUGAGGCUGAACGACGGAGGGAUGUGCAUGCAGCGGUACAGCUGCUGCGUCGAAUUCGCGCGCUCACGCCUGCUAGCGUCGUGAAUCGACAGGGCGCUUUCGGGACGUGCUGUGGACCUUCGCCACAGUACACUGCGCUGGGCACUCCGGGGCUGUCUUCUUCGUCGUCAGCCGGAGAAGCUGCACGCGAGCAACCGACAAGCGAAGAACGAGUCUCCUGUUCAGCUCCAAGCGAGUCUGCAUUGCCAGCGAGCGCGACGCGACCUGCAGACACGACGGAGUCGCCUCCACGUCGUGAUGCGGAAAACAGGAGGGCUCGUCCAGCGGAGUCUCUGCCAAGCCAGGCUGGAGCCGCGGGCCACGAACGAGAAGCCGAGAGAGACGCUUCGCCGUCGCCGGCAUAUGCGGAAGCAGACCCGAGGCGAAGGCGAGGGAGGCAGGGGAGUGCCCUUCUCGACCCCGAGGUCAAAGAGAAUGAGGAAAUCCGCUGGAAGCGAAGACGCAGAGGUGAUGGGCGCUAUGAGGACAGUCCAGGGCCCAGCGUGUCUGAGGCUGGAAGUCCGCUGCGCCUGCGCAGAGGUCCCGCAGCCGACGACACGCCAGUGAUGUCCUCAGGAGUGUCGUCGCACGCGCGAAGAAGGUCCCUGACGCGCGUGGGACGAGGAGACGACAUCAUUGUACCUCAAGGUGCUGGGAAGCUGCACCGCGUGCGAACUGAGCUGCGAUUGGAUGCGUUUCUCAGUCGAUACACCAGCACGGACAACAAGAGCUUCUCAGAGUUGGUGAAGCUCGAGAAAAUCGAGAAAGAGAAGAGCCAGCGGUGGAUAGACUCGACUCAGGAGGAGCACAACGCACGCAUGAUAGAAAUCCAGAAGAAGACUGUGACCGGGGAACACGCGGGGCAGCUUGCGGUCGGAUUCUUCUCCUCCAGAAACAAUUUGUACUACAAAAACUGCGACGUCGUCGACGCACACCGACAGCCUUACGAGCUGAAUCGGCGAAGUGGAGAGAUCAACAACGUGAAUACGCGCUAUUGUACAUCCGAGAGACAACGCCAGCAUGCACUCUAUUCUCGCCAAGUCGAGAAGAAGCAGCACCUCGCGGCGACCGAAGAGCAACGGAAGGCUCUGGAGGCCUCCGCAGCGGAGACCCCCUUCCCUCGAGAGGAGAGGGAAAAGCAAGAAGAGGCAACCAUCAAGAAGGCCUCCGACACCGCGGUCGCUCUCCCAGGCCCCGUCAGCGGCUAUGGCAACGUGGACUUGGCUCUGCGGACGAACGAGGAACCGCAGCUUCCAACUGUGACGUGGGGUGAACUCCUGAGCUCGCCCGCCCUCGCUCAGGCUGCCAGCCCCUCGACGCCCUUUCUGCAGUCGUCAAUCUUCGAGCCGUGCCCGGUGAACUCGUACGCGGGCGUGUCGGGGCAAUUGGCCAACACGGUGAACCUCGCUACCUUCAAGAUGCCAGAUCCGCUGCCGCGAGAGAAGGCGCUCGCGCGGCUUCAGGAUCGUGCGUCGGCUCGCGUGCGGGAGCAGCAGCUCAAGCGCCAGCAGCUGGUCGGCGCGGCUGUGGGGCAGGGGUCUCCUCGUUGCCGCUUGGCGGCUGCUCGGGCAGCGGCAGUGGUCCUGGGACGCGCCGGCAGGAGCGGAAGGAGCGGCUCCUCGAUAGGCUUGGCCGCCGUUCGACGAAGCACCGGCAGCGCGAGCCGAUCGAGCGAAGAGGUCCAAAGAAUCUUGCGCCUUGCGACAGGGUCGCGUGACGGAGACAUGCGAGGCAGCGAGACAGCGUCGCGCAGCAGACGUAAGAAGACGGGGCUUCACAGAAUCCUAACAAAGGAACUCCAAGUUGGGGUGGCGGGGUCCGAUGCUCACGCGCCGCAUCGUAUCCACUGCUGGUAG
Molecule: messenger RNA, 1920 nt
Organism: Besnoitia besnoiti
Lineage: Eukaryota; Apicomplexa; Conoidasida; Eucoccidiorida; Sarcocystidae
Exons: 4
Coding region: 1-1920 (639 amino acids)
Cellular component (GO): catalytic step 2 spliceosome
Source: RefSeq, a predicted model, not a curated record